AUGGUAGAACGCCCUGCUGAAGUGGAGGGCUCUCCAGAAGUACCAACCCCUGCAUCACCUGCUUCAGGACCACCUGCAACUGCCACAGAAGAAACCCCUGCCGAAGCAUCAACCGCACCAGACGAAGACUUCCACAACCCUGAGCACUGGGCCAGUUUGACGGGAGAAAAUGUGCCAGGAGACGAUGAUGCAGAUUCAGCUGUUGGCGACGAUGUUGCAAGCUCAACCGAGUCUAUAUCCUCAAGUAUCCUUCACUACCGGACAAUCAAUGGAAGAACAUAUCACUCUGAGCGAGGGAACGCUGAAUACUGGACGCCGAACGAUGAGCAUCAUAGAGAGUCUAUGGACAUAGGGCAUCAUCUCUUGUCUCUGUCGUUAGAAGGCAAGCUUUACUUGGCGCCAUUAAAAGAUGACAUCCAGACGGUAUUGGAUGUUGGGACAGGAACGGGUGAGUCCUGCGUAUCUGGGCGAUGUAAGACUGUUCAUCUCAUCAUUGGAGGGUGGUUCACUAACUGGUCUAGUGACUUUGCCGAUGAGUAUCCCAACGCCGAGGUGACAGGAACUGAUAUCUCUCCAAUUCAACCUGACUGGAUCCCUCCCAACCUGAAGUUCGAAAUCGAAGAUUGCACUCAAGAAUGGACCUUUCAACCGGGAAUUUUUGAUUAUAUAUAUAUGCGCUACCUCUACGGAAGUAUCAGCGAUUGGAAUGCUCUGUUCAGAGAGGCAUAUAGAGCCUGCAAGCCUGGCGGCUGGGUUGAAAGUUAUGAGGCCUCGCCUAGGAUGGAAAGCGACGACGGCAGUGUAACUGAAGGCUGCGCUAUUAACGAAUGGGGAAAGUUCUUUAUCGAAGGCGGCAGGAAGCUCAAUCGCACUUUUGAGAUUAUAGAUAAGGACCUGCAACAGAAGGGCAUGGAGGAAGCUGGAUUUGUCGAUGUUCAAGUUUGGGAUUUCAAGGCACCUAUUGGAAGCUGGCCAAAGGACCCUCGGCUUAAAGAAAUCGGCCAGUUUGCUGAAGCUGCUCUGGAGCAGGACUACGAGGGAUAUGUCAUGUACAUGGCUAACAUGGUUCUUGGGUGGUCGAGAGACGAUGUUGUGCUUUACUGUGCCCAAUUGAGAAAGGAAGUUCGUUCAGGGAAGUUUCAUCCGUUCUACCGACAGCGCGUUGUAUAUGGUCGGAAGCCGGAGUAG
Molecule: messenger RNA, 1188 nt
Organism: Fusarium venenatum
Lineage: Eukaryota; Fungi; Ascomycota; Sordariomycetes; Hypocreales; Nectriaceae
Source: RefSeq, a predicted model, not a curated record